UCGGGCCUCUGGCACACAGAACUGAGCGGAGGGAUGGGGGCAUCGAGGACCGCAACACGGAGUUCUCCUCGGCCGCAGCCCGAGUCCACGGCGCGGCUGCGGCGCACCUUCCACAACACUCUGCUCUUCUACUGGAGGAAGCGGGAACCUCGCCAUGAAGGACAAAAGCCAGGCUCCGGCAGCAGAAGUAGGCCCAGGGGCGUGGCCAGGACCCGAGCUCCCCGCGCAUCCUUGGCUAGAACCCAUACUUCGGGCUCUGCCUCCUCCCGAGUGAGGGCCCCAGCUCCCAACUCCAUCUCUACGCCGGACCCAGCCUCCCCGCGGGACUCUGACCCCAGUCCUAACCCCAGCCCGGCCCCCGCCCCCGAGUCCGCGGCGUGCGCGCCGGGCUCCUGUGGCCGCAUCCUAGCGGCUGCGCGCGCGCUGGCCUGGAGGUCGACUUGGAGGCCCUUCUGGAGGCCGAGCUGGCCCGUCAGGCACUGCGCGGGCAACAUGGCGGCACCCAGCGAACGGUGGCGCUUCGGCGGCGGGAGCCUUUUCUCCUUUCUGCCCGGCGGCGCGCGCUCCGAAGCAAUGGAGGACCUGGUAACUGACGCGCGUGGCCGUGGCGCGGGACGGAAAGAUGCCUCCGCCGCCGCCUCGGCCCCGACUCCAACCCUGGCGCCGACCCCCGACUCUCAGGUCCCCGAGGACACCACCCGGAGACGGCCCUGCCGUGCCUGCGUGGACUUCAAGUCAUGGAUGCGGACGCAGCAGAAGCGGGACAGCAAGUUUAGGGAAGAUUGUCCUCAGGAUCGCGAGGAACUGGGCCGACAGAGCUGGUCUGUCCUCCACACCCUGGCUGCCUACUACCCCGACCUGCCCACCCCAGAACAGCAGCAAGACAUGGCCCAGUUCAUACAUUUAUUUUCCAAGUUUUACCCCUGUGAGGAGUGUGCAGAAGACAUAAGGAAGAGGAUACAUAGGAACCAGCCAGACACGCGCACACGGGCGUGUUUAACCCAGUGGCUGUGCCGCCUGCACAACGAAGUGAACCACAAGCUAGGCAAGCCAGACUUCGACUGCUCUAAAGUGGAUGAGCGCUGGCGUGAUGGCUGGAAGGACGGCUCCUGCGACUAGAGGGUGGCCAGCCGGAGCCCAUGGGGCUACCUGGCUAGAGAGGGGCAGGGCACUUAUUAAAGUGCAGCAGAGCCAGAA
Molecule: messenger RNA, 1197 nt
Organism: Artibeus jamaicensis (Jamaican fruit-eating bat)
Lineage: Eukaryota; Metazoa; Chordata; Mammalia; Chiroptera; Phyllostomidae
Gene: GFER
Product: growth factor, augmenter of liver regeneration
Exons: 3
Coding region: 34-1119 (361 amino acids)
Biological process (GO): liver development
Cellular component (GO): mitochondrion
Molecular function (GO): flavin adenine dinucleotide binding; flavin-dependent sulfhydryl oxidase activity
Source: RefSeq, a predicted model, not a curated record